This is a messenger RNA of Mya arenaria, 825 nucleotides long. RefSeq lists its product as uncharacterized. The transcript has 3 exons. Bases 1 to 825 code for a protein of 274 amino acids. The record is from RefSeq and is a predicted model, not a curated record. NCBI's taxonomy places the organism in Eukaryota, Metazoa, Mollusca, Bivalvia, Myida, Myidae.
AUGCGAAAGAAAUCCGGUGCAUUUAGGCCUACGGUGGACAAUCGCAGGGUUAACGAGCUAGUAAAACCGGAUGGCUUCCCAUUGCCUAGAGUGCAAGACUGUCUGGAUGUUGUGGCUGCUUCGACUCUCUUCCGCAGCCAGGACCUAACUAGUGGGUACUUUCAGAUUCCUCUCCGAGAAGAGGACAUUCCAAAACAUACAUCUGCCUGUAAGUUGGGUCACUACGAGACGACAAGGAUGCCUUUCGGUUUGAGCAAUGCUUCUGGGACGUCCCAGCGGAUGAUGGAGCUAGCUCUUCACAGGUUACAGUGGGUCACGUGCUUGGUUUACAUCGACGACAUCAUUGUUUUCGGUAAAACAUUCGUCGACCAUAUGAGCCGACUUACGGAAGUGAUCGAGAGAGUUAAAAGAGCAGGGUCAGUCGACGGUUCCCCAGGGGCUCCUUCCGGCGACUUCUUUGGCGAGUGUCAAGCCAUUACCGGCGGUGUCUUCCUUGCUGACAGCGACACCGAUAGUGAAUCUAGCGCAGCCGAAAGUCGACACCUCAGAAAUGUUACAGCAAGCCCUACAACAGAGGUGAUACCCUAUUUACUGGGAACGACGUGGACAGUGUUACAGCUUUGCCCCCACAACUCAUACACAGCAACCGAUAUAGCUGCCACGUUGCGCGCCAUGAAGGAGGCAGUGGAGGAGAUCGCCAAGAACACGGCAACAACGGCCAAUGCUUGUUCCCAUAUCCUUGACGAAGUUAAAAGGAGGGGUCGUGAUGUCCGGGACAGGGACAUAACCAAGAGGAGCCGUCCCGUCAAAGCGAACGGGUAUUAA